CAUCUUCGCUGUUUAAUUUUUCACUUUGUACAAGUUUUGCUACAAAAAAUGGCAUCGAGUGAGGAAUUCAAUGUGACAACAGCGUCACCUUCAGCAGCUCCACACUUGACAUGGCAUUCACCGGUUCCUUACUUGUUCGGAGGCUUGGCCGCCAUGCUCGGUCUCAUAGCGUUUGCGCUUCUCCUCCUCGCUUGUUCUUAUUGGAAACUGUCGGGGUACCUCGGGAGCGGCGAGGGAAACGAAGGGGAUAAUAGAGAUUUGGAAGAAGGAGAAGGUAAAGGAGAGCAAACCCAGAAAGGAGGAGCUGCUGUUAUGGAACAGAAGUUUCUUGUGAUAAUGGCGGGACAAGUAAAGCCAACGUUCUUGGCCACCCCGAUUUCUUCAAGCGGGUCUUCUUUCUUCGGCGACGCCAGUGAAAAGAGCUGUUGCUGUGCUGCUGAGAAGGCUGAGAAAUUGGAGGAGAUGUCAGGUCGGGAGACUCAGAACCAUUGAAUUCUUCAUUUUCUCCUUGUUUUCUAUAUUUUCCGGUGAUCUCCUUGGGUGGAUUAUGUAGUGGUGCAGGUUUUGGUUUUUGGAUCCUCUUGUUGUUUGUAGGUGGGAUUUUGUAGUGGCAUAGACGUUGUUUGCAAAAUCCAGAAAACUGCAUGUAAAUUAUUGGAGAGUCAAGGAAUUUGCCAAAUUGGCUCUCACUCUCAGUCUCAGACAGCAAAGGUCAAGAGAAUUAGAGCAAGGCAAGUUCCUGAUCAGGGAUGAUAAU
Hibiscus syriacus is the source of this 757-nucleotide messenger RNA. RefSeq names its product protein GLUTAMINE DUMPER 3-like. The coding region runs from base 49 to 492 and encodes 147 amino acids. Lineage: Eukaryota; Viridiplantae; Streptophyta; Magnoliopsida; Malvales; Malvaceae. The record is from RefSeq and is a predicted model, not a curated record. The transcript has a single exon. Gene Ontology annotation, biological process: regulation of amino acid export.